This is a messenger RNA of Aspergillus calidoustus, 1470 nucleotides long. The record is from the annotation of a GenBank genome assembly. Lineage: Eukaryota; Fungi; Ascomycota; Eurotiomycetes; Eurotiales; Aspergillaceae.
AUGGCAGUAUUCAACGCCGCAUCCAAAACCAUCCUCCAGGCGGAUGCUACGACGAUUCCUCGCCUCGUUCAAAUCCUGGCAGCACUUGUCCUCCUCCUUUUCCUGGUCAAGCUGGGAUAUGGCUUGUUUUAUUCCCCCCUGAGGCACAUCCCAGGCUCACGACUGAGCGCCUUUUGCGGGUUUGACGAGCUCUACACAAACAUCAUCAUGAAUGGGCAGUGGUGUAAGACAUACCCCGAGCUGCAUAGGAAGUAUGGUUCGUCCAUCGUGCGAGUCGGCCCCAACCAUGUCCACGUCAACGAUAUCGAUAUAUAUGAAAGAAUCUUCUGCAUGGGGACCGACUUCUGCAAAGACCAUACCUUCUACACCUGUGCCAACAACGAUGGGUCAAUCUUCUCUAUUGCGGAUCGCGCGAAACACCGAGAGCGGCGGAAGAUACUGAGCCCGCGAUUCUCGAAGCAAGCAGCAGAGGCCGGAGCGCCGGGGGUGCUGCGCAGGUUACAGCAGCUGGUUGAUUACAUGGCAGAGCAGACUCGGAUGGACAAGGCGUCUGAUGCGACCGACUUGAUGAGGGCAUUGACGAUCAACGUAGUGGGAGAGGUCCUCUUUGGGAAUUGCGGUGACCUUGUCGAGUAUGGGCCGAGUAAGCCCGCGCUGCUCGACACGGUUGAUAACCUCUCUUCACUGAUUCCCUGGUUGCGCUUCUUCCCUUACCUAGGCGCGAUCGGUGCUUUGUUUCCCAGUUCCAUCUCCGACCGAUUCGAGCCCGCGGGUGUUUACAACUUCAAGCAGAAAUGCAAGGAACAUACCUUACCCCGCAUGGACGAGCCCAUUAGUCCCGCCAUGGACCGCAGCCAAGCUUCGCUGAUCGAGCUGCUGAUUGCACAUUCUCACGAGACGACAGGAAAUGCACCAACGUUGCAGUACCUGACCGAGGAAACAUUUACCUUUAUCGACGCCGGGGUUGAUACGAGUGGACGGACAAUCGCUGCCGCAAUCUACUAUAUUAUCCGCAACCCUGGUGUGCAGCAGAGGCUGCGCGCGGAGCUUGACGAGGCUCCUGUUACCGAUCCAGACGCAACGAGUGUCCAUGUAAAGCUACUCAGCACCCUCCCAUACCUGAACGCCGUCAUCAAAGAGACCCAUCGUAUGUGGCCCGCUCUGCCCGGCCCUCUGCCUCGAAUCGUUCCUGCGCAGGGAUUGACAGUAGGAAAGCACUUUGUACCCGCUGGCGUGAGGCAGUCCAAUCCCCCCCCCCCUCCACAAACCUCUUUCAACCACAUGGCUAACUGUAUCCGGAAUAAGACCGUGGUGUCCUCAGCAAACUUCGUCCACCAUUUCAACGAGACCAUUUUCCCGCAGCCCCAUGAGUUCCGUCCGGAAAGGUGGCUCACCGGUGCGAGCUCCGAACAAGACCGGUAUCUCAAUCCAUACAGCCGUGGCAGCCGCGCGUGUAUUGGUAUCAAGUAG